Molecule: messenger RNA, 2267 nt
Organism: Myotis davidii
Lineage: Eukaryota; Metazoa; Chordata; Mammalia; Chiroptera; Vespertilionidae
Gene: UPK3B
Product: uroplakin-3b
Exons: 6
Coding region: 143-976 (277 amino acids)
Source: RefSeq, a predicted model, not a curated record
UCAUAUUUUCAGGUCUUUCCAGCCCUUGGCCAGCCUGGCAGCCUGACUAACCAGCUUCUCCAGGCCCAGGGGUUGGGGGAGGGGCGCGGCAGGAGGCAGCCAGCCCAGCCCCAGGCUGUGGCUGUAGUAGAAGGUGGCUGUCAUGGUGCUCCCCCAGAGGCAGCCUCACUCACGGCUGCUGUGCCUCUUGGUGGCGCUGGUCUGGCCCCAGCCCUGCACGAGCCUUGAGCUGAUCCCCUACACGCCGCAGAUCACACCCGGGGACCUGGAAGGGAAGGUGACGGCCACCACAUUCUCCCUGGAGCAACCGCGCUGUGUGCUGGACGGUCAUGCCAGGGCUGCUGACACGGUCUGGCUGGUGGUGGCCUUUAGCAACGCCUCCAGGGACUUCCAGAACCCCAAGACCCUGGCUGAGAUCCCCGCUUUCCCACAGCUGCUGACCGACGGCCACUACAUGACGCUGCCCCUGUCCCUGGACCAGCUGCCCUGCGAGGAUCCCGUGGGUGACAUCCCCGUGCUGCGGGUGGGCAACGACCCUGACUGCCUGGCUGACCUCCACCAGCCAUCCUACUGCAACACCCCCCUCCCUGGCCCCGGACCGUACAGGGUGAAGUUCCUCCUGAUGGACGCUGGGGGCUCACCCCAGGCCGAGACCAGGUGGUCCGGCCCCAUCACUCUCCACCAAGGGAAGUCUCCGGGCUCCAUCGACACGUGGCCAGGGCGGCGGAGUGGCGACAUGAUCGUUAUCACCUCCAUCCUCUCUUCUCUGGCCGGCCUCCUGCUCCUGGCCUUCCUGGCUGCCUCCACUGUGCGCUUCUCCAGCCUGUGGUGGCCUGAGGAGGUCCCUGAGCAGCUUCGGAUUGGCUCCUUCAUGGGCAAGCGCUACAUGACCCACCACAUCCCGCCCAGUGAAGUGGCCACCCUGCCUGUGGGCUGCGAGCCUGGCCUGGACCCCCUCCCCAGCCUCAGUCCCUAGCCUGGCCUGCGUGCCUGGGGCUGGGGCACUGGGCGGGGGUGAGGGGGAGACCAGGGUACAGUGCUCCUUCUCAGCCCUUUCACCCACAUGGCCCACCCAUCACACUCCCCCUCCCUGAAAUCCCACCACUAGCUACUGGAAUGCGGUCCCAUUCUGCCCCCCGCCCUCCCCCUUCUCUCCAGGCAACUGAAGUUGUAUGCAGGGGAGUUGGGCGAAGGCUAUGGUCAAGCUGGGUACCCAGCCCCCCACCUCCAUCCCUUCCUCUUGCGAGUUGAGGCUGGAGGUACUGUGCCAAGGCCCCCCUGACUGGAAGCUGCCAGGCCCCAGGAAGAGGCCUUGGUCUGUCCUGUGCAGGGAGCUGAACUGAACCCAUCACUGAGGCUGUGAGGCCUGAGCCUCCCUGUCCCUCUGUCUGUCCCACCUGCCAGUGUCUGGGGAUGCAGUGAAGUCUCCAGAGACCCCUUCAUUGUCCCUGGGCACAGGCCCUUCCUGGGGGUGGCUAGAAGGUCAGACGGGGCGUAGGUGCAUGUAUGACCAUCCGGCCACUGAUUUGGGCCACCACUUCCAACCCCCUUGCACACACAGAGGGCUCACACACUGCUCUACGCACGCUCACUCCGCAAACAUUGUUGAGUGCCUGCUGCAUGUCAUGCACAGUGUUAGACUGGGGGCCUCAGGCAAAUCUUGGGGAGCUCACUCAUUGCUCCGGACCUCAGAUGACCUCAUGCCCAGGUGUGACCUGUUACUGUUGGGAGGCGGUCACGCCCGCAGAUUGUCACAUACCCUGGGGCUCACACUCCCCCAGACAAUCACCCCAUUGGUUCUUUGGGUUCCAUGACCAGCCCUCGCUGGUGGACAGGCUUCAUUACCCGCCCGCCACCCCUGCGUCCAUUGGCCCACAAACCUGGUGGUACCCGCCAUGGCCACACGAGGGCGCCAGUGCACCGCAGCUGUUGCCGCACAGCCCCGCAGGCUCAUUCCCAUUCACAGACCGGUAGGGCUCUGUUGGGCGGAGGGCUCCGGCCUGGAGCCUCAGCAGGCUCUCUGGAGGUCAGGGCUCCAGGCCCCAUCUCCACCGAGCUAGAGGGAUGAGCAGCCACGCUCCCGCUUGAGGACCCACUGCGCGCUUUCCAAUCCACACAGCCCUCGAUGGAGAAACUGGGGCUCAGUGACUUGCCCGUUGUGCUCUGUCCACUGCCACCGGACCCCCUAGACUGACUGCGACCCCCUGCGGGGGCCUGCGGGCACAGGUGCCCUCUCUUUCGAGGUGAAUAAAUGCUGUCUGGCUUUC